Molecule: messenger RNA, 760 nt
Organism: Eremomyces bilateralis CBS 781.70
Lineage: Eukaryota; Fungi; Ascomycota; Dothideomycetes; Eremomycetales; Eremomycetaceae
Exons: 1
Coding region: 140-334 (64 amino acids)
Source: RefSeq, a predicted model, not a curated record
GGACCCAUUUGAAGAGAAGGGUUUUAGUAUUCUCUCCCAAUAUAUAGGUCCUCUGCUUCUACGUCGUUCAAGUAAUCCAGUCUUUCUCAUUUACAUAUCGCUGUCCCAACCUCUAGAGUCUGCAAAGAAACCCGUUGCCAUGGCCGAACCUCAGAAUAAAACCUACUCUCAGCGGACCAGCGAGCAGUAUCAGAAACAGAAAGACUCAUGGAUGCCGUGGAUCGAAGACCUAUAUCUGAGAUGGUUCACCAAGGACAACAAAGCCUCCUAUGCCACCAAAGGUAUCCCCAUCCCAUCUCAACCCAAUCCGUGCGCAGACGCUGAACGCCUCUAGACACCCUCAACAAAUCCAAAGUCACCGGCAUCAAGCAAGUCGACACUCUCCAAGACGGCGUAAACAACCUCGUCGCCGGGCAAGUGGGCACAGGCGGCCUUGCGCAACCGAUCGGCGACAGAGCCUCGAAAGAGGGCGUCAAUCGAGCGGAGCGGGGAGGGAAGGACGAUAAGGGGGGGUAUCUCCCCGGCGGCCAGGGGGAUGGCUAUGUUGGACAGGCGGGAGGGGUGGUUUCGGGUGCGGGUGAGCAAGCGAAGGGGAUGGCGGGGAAGGCUGGAGAGGGCGUGAAGGGUGCGGGUGGAUAUGUGGGAGGACUCUGGGGUAAGAAGGGUGAGGGGGCGAAGAAGUAGAAGGCUAAUGAAAGGAUGCGGUCUAGGCGCAGUCUAGGUGCGGUCUGUUCUUUUCUAGUAUUUGCAUGUAUACCUU